Leguminivora glycinivorella is the source of this 1440-nucleotide messenger RNA. It is a transcript of the gene BckdhA, whose product is annotated as 2-oxoisovalerate dehydrogenase subunit alpha, mitochondrial. NCBI's taxonomy places the organism in Eukaryota, Metazoa, Arthropoda, Insecta, Lepidoptera, Tortricidae. The record is from RefSeq and is a predicted model, not a curated record. The transcript is spliced from 9 exons. Gene Ontology annotation, biological process: branched-chain amino acid catabolic process. Gene Ontology annotation, molecular function: oxidoreductase activity, acting on the aldehyde or oxo group of donors, disulfide as acceptor. Bases 94 to 1389 code for a protein of 431 amino acids.
AAAAACAUAAUCGAAUUGAAAAGCAUACGACACGUAGGUAAUAACCCCGUCGAACGCAAGGCUUAUCACGCCAUUCAGUACGUCAGUGGCAACAUGGCGCUCAAAACCGGCGCUAGUUUCUUGAGGCUCAACGCUCUUCGUCAAACAGUUCGGUUGCUGUCAACUCACACGAGACCGGAAGUGCAAAAUGGCGGGAAAACUGGCGACUUCCCGGGAGCGAAGGCUGCCUACGUGACACAGAUGAAGUUUUUGAACGAAAACAGCUACGACCCUAUCCCUAUCUACCGAGUGAUGGAAAACAACGGCGAAAUUAUCGAUAAACAUGAGGAACCUAGUAUCGAGAAUGAGAAACUGAUCGAAAUGUAUAAGACUAUGGUUCAGCUGAAUCAGAUGGAUAAGAUCUUGUAUGAGUCCCAGAGACAAGGUCGCAUCUCUUUCUACAUGACUAACUACGGCGAAGAGGGUGUGCAUCUUGGCAGUUCCGCUGCCUUGUCUCCUCAAGACCUGGUUUUUGCGCAGUACCGCGAGUUGGGAGUGCUUCUGCACCGUGGCAUGACCGUAACAGAACUGAUCAACCAAUGCUACGGCAACUGUGAGGACCCGGGUAAAGGCCGUCAGAUGCCUGUUCACUAUGGAAGCAGCCAGAGGAAUAUCGUCUCCAUUUCCAGUCCACUUGCCACCCAGAUGCCACAAGCCGUAGGCGCGGCAUACGCCUUCAAGCGUCAGCCCAACAACGAUCGCGUUGUUAUCUGCUACUUCGGUGAAGGUGCUGCUUCUGAAGGCGACGCGCAUGCAGCCUUCAACUUCGCUGCUACGUUGGAUUGUCCUGUCAUAUUCUUCUGCAGAAACAACGGCUACGCGAUCUCCACACCCAGCAGCGAGCAAUACCGCGGGGACGGCAUCGGCGCCCGCGGCCCGGCGCUCGGGCUCCACACGAUCCGAGUGGACGGCACAGACACCUUGGCCGUCUACAACGCUGUGUCGAGUGCCAGGCAACUUGCGCUGCAGAACAAGCCGGUGCUUAUUGAGGCUAUGUGUUAUCGAGUUGGUCAUCAUUCGACGUCUGAUGAUAGCAGUGCUUACCGUCCAUUGGAAGAAAUUGAAAAAUGGAACAAAGAUGAGAGCCCAUUAAGCAAAUUUAAAGCGUAUCUUGAACGCAAAGGUUUAUGGGACGACGAGGCAGACAAGGCAUUCCAGAAGGAAGCCAGAAGCAUAGUGCUGAAGACGAUGCAAGAGUCUGAGAAGAAGAAGAAACCUCACUGGAAGGAAAUGCUAGAAGACGUCUAUUACGAAAUGCCGGAACACAUCCAAAAACAAAUGAAGGAAAUGGAGAACCAUUUGAAGAAAUUCGGAGAACAUUAUCCACUUAAUCAAUAUCAAAGCGAAUAGGAGCAAUUAUUUAAAAUUUUUAUAAUUUAUGAAUAAAUGUUUUAUUUUUUA